This is a messenger RNA of Rhododendron vialii, 3120 nucleotides long. Its product is annotated as bifunctional dethiobiotin synthetase/7,8-diamino-pelargonic acid aminotransferase, mitochondrial. Gene Ontology annotation, molecular function: S-adenosyl-L-methionine:8-amino-7-oxononanoate transaminase activity; dethiobiotin synthase activity; pyridoxal phosphate binding. Bases 124 to 2790 code for a protein of 888 amino acids. The record is from RefSeq and is a predicted model, not a curated record. NCBI's taxonomy places the organism in Eukaryota, Viridiplantae, Streptophyta, Magnoliopsida, Ericales, Ericaceae. Gene Ontology annotation, cellular component: mitochondrion. The transcript is spliced from 14 exons. Gene Ontology annotation, biological process: biotin biosynthetic process.
AAAUUCUGUGAGAGUGAAGCCAAGCAAGAAGUAAACAUUUCGAAAUUGGUACGCUACUUUUGCCGCUAAACCCCGCUAAAAACCCUCCUCCCUCUCUCUCUCCGCCCCGUCGUUCACCCCGCAAUGUUCCCACUCUCCGCUCUCUUCGCCACCGCUCGCCGCCGCGUCCUCCCCACCCCAACCUCUCUCCACCACCCCAACCUCUUCUCAACCCAACCCCCACCGCCGUCCAUCGAAUACACCCUCUCCCACCCCAUCUACAUGAUAUGGGGCGCCAACACCGGCGUCGGCAAAACCCUAGUCUCCGCCGGCCUCGCCUCCUCCUUCCUUCUCUCUCCUCCCUCCCUCUCUCUUCCCCCCACCAGAAAAUUCAUCUACCUCAAACCCGUCCAAACCGGCUUCCCAUCCGACUCCGACUCCCGCUUCGUUUACAACAAAUUCUCCCAAUUCUUUCUCCAUGGUAUUAAAAACCCAUCCUAUACUGUUCUCGCUUCGAACCACGUCCUAAAUAUGUCGAUUUCAGCUGCUGAUAGUGUAUUAGCCCGGGGCUCUGACAGCGUGCCUGUUGUAGAAACUGGAGAGGGUGGGGAAUUGGAGAGUGGGUUUAGGGAUUUGGGGUUGUACGAGGAAAGUAAGUUAGGUGAGGAUGGGGCCGCGGCAGCGGAGUUGAUUUGUAAGACGAUGUACGGGUGGAGAGAGGCGGUUUCGGCUCAUUUGGCGGCAGAGAGGGAAGGGGCGGUGGUGGAGGAUUUGGAGGUGUUGGAGAUGUUGAAGAGGGGAUUGGGAAUCGGGUUGGAAGGAAGAGGAGGGUGUGAAGGUAGUGGUGACAAGGUCGGUGUUUUUAGUUUGGUGGAAACUGCUGGUGGUGUUGCUAGUCCAGGGCCAUCAGGUUCUCUUCAGUGCGACUUGUACCGGCCUUUCCGGUUACCUGCUAUUCUUGUUGGGGAUGGACGGCUUGGUGGGAUUUCGUCAACAAUAUCAGCUUAUGAAAGUUUAAAACUUCGCGGCUAUGAUGUUGUUGCUGUUGUUUUUGAAGAUCAUGGCCUUGUAAAUGAGGUUCCAUUGUUGUCUUACUUGAGAAAUAGGGUCCCUGUACUUGUGCUUCCACCUAUUCCGCAAGACAUGUCAGAUACAUUGAUGGAAUGGUUUGAUGAAGCUCAGACUGUAUUUGGUUGUCUCAAGGAAACAAUGAUUUCAGCUUAUAUUCAGAGAAUAGAGAGAUUACAUAGCAUGCCAAAGAUGGCACAAGAUAUAUUUUGGUGGCCGUUUACUCAACACAAACUUGUACCCGAAGAAGCAGUUACUAUAAUAGAUUCUCGUUGUGGCGAGAACUUUGCUGUUCCCAAGGUGUUAAAUAACAAUUUCAUCACGCAACAGUUUGAUGCAUGUGCAAGUUGGUGGACACAGGGGCCAGAUCUUACUUUACAGAUUGAACUUGCCAGAGAUAUGGGUUAUGCUGCUGCUAGAUUUGGUCAUGUAAUGUUUCCAGAGAAUGUUCAUGAACCUGCUUUAGAAUGUGCAGAACUUUUGCUUGAAGGCGUGGGUAAAGGAUGGGCUUCUCGAACAUUUUUUUCUGACAAUGGAUCGACAGCAAUUGAAAUUGCUUUGAAGAUGGCAUUCCGGAAAUUCUUGUUUGAUCAUGGGAUGCUUUUGGACCAUCCGAAAGCAAAGACGGGUGACAGAUGUAUUGAGCUCAAGGUCUUAGCUCUUCGAGGAUCUUAUCAUGGUGAUACAUUGGGUGCUAUGGAAGCACAAGCACCGUCAUCCUAUACAGGUUUCCUCCAGCAACCAUGGUAUACGGGAAGAGGGCUUUUUCUGGAUCCUCCCACAGUCUUUAUGGACAACGGAGUUUGGAAACUUUCUCUACCUGAAAGGAUACAUCCUGAAAACGUGAAUGUGGAAGAUAUGGGUGUUGAACUUUUGACAGCCUUUAGGUUGCGCGACGAACUAUUCUACAAGAGCAGGGAUGGGUCAAGUCUUGCUGCUUGUUAUUCAUCAUAUAUAUCACAAGCGUUAUCACUACAUUCCAGGAUGAGUGAAUUUAGCCAUAUUGGAGCAUUGAUUAUAGAACCAGUUAUACAAGGUUCGGGUGGAAUGCUGAUGGUUGAUCCACUUUUCCAACGUGUACUUGUUGAAGAAUGCCAAAGGAGAAAGAUUCCAGUCAUCUUCGAUGAGGUUUUUACUGGUUUCUGGCGUUUGGGAGUGGAGUCUGCUGCAGAACUACUUUGCUGUCAACCAGAUAUAGCUUGUUUUGCAAAGCUGAUGACUGGUGGGAUUGUACCAUUGGCAGCAACAUUGGCAACAGAUGCUGUGUUUAAUGCAUUUGUUGGAGAUUCAAAGCUUCAGGCUCUGUUGCAUGGCCACUCGUACACUGCGCAUGCUCUAGGAUGUACAGCAGCUGCUAAAUCCAUAAAAUGGUUUAAGGACUCUAAAACAAACAUCAAUUUAAUAUCUGAAGGAAGCUUGCUAAGGGAGUUAUGGGACAUGGAUCUAGUGCAACAGAUCUCAUUGCUUCGAACAGUCGAUAGAGUGGUUGCAUUGGGAACACUUUGUGCCCUAGAACUUCGAGCAGAAGGCUCUAAUGCUGGUUAUGCAUCUUUGUUUGCUAGAUCUCUUCUUCAAAACCUCCGUGAAGAUGGUAUUUAUGCGAGGCCUCUGGGAAACGUUAUAUACCUCAUGUGCGGGCCAUGCACGUCUCCUCAGACCUGCCGGCAACUACUGGGGAAACUUUACAGAAGACUUGAAGAAUUUGGCCGGGCCAAUGAAAACCUGAAAUCAUGUCAGGUUUAGUUCCGCUGCUGCUGCUCUCGAUUUCUCUAAAGAAUAUUUCCCUCCAGUUGUAGCUGCUCGCUUUUAGGUUUUCUUGAAGGGGUUAAGAUUGGGGAGGCACAAAUGAAUUGCUGUGUAAGCUGAUCAUUUCCAAGACCUGUCCAAAUUAUGGUUCCCUGAUUAAUAAUGAAUUGAAAUGGCUUAAAACUGAUCAUACCGCAAGGGAGGAACAUUGUUGCUGAUUUUAACUUGUUUAUCUCAGUUAUUAUGUCAACAAAUAGUGGACUCAUGAUAUAAUUCUCGACAAUUUGGGUUUUUUCAUGUGCCUAUAUAAGAAGGAAAUCGGUUUUU